Messenger RNA from Metopolophium dirhodum (rose-grain aphid), 1071 nucleotides. RefSeq lists its product as uncharacterized. Lineage: Eukaryota; Metazoa; Arthropoda; Insecta; Hemiptera; Aphididae. The record is from RefSeq and is a predicted model, not a curated record. Bases 107 to 559 code for a protein of 150 amino acids. The transcript has a single exon.
GUAUUCACUUGCAAUCGUGGUACCGUCGAUCAUCGUUGUACCGUACGUGGUAUCCUCUCUUAUUAUCCGUCCGUCUAUAUAAAUUGAAAGUAGAGACACAGCCGAAAUGAAUUCCUUUGUUUUCAUCACACUAAUAACAUUGUCGGUGGUUCUAUCGAGCUCGGCCUACUACUACAGGUAUUCGCCGAUUACGCUGUGCAUGAAGAGCGACUACUCGUGGUGCACCAACGUGUCAUAUCCCACUGGCUGCGUUAAUAUGGACACGGUGGUCAUGAACAGCACCGGAGACAGCAACGGCAAAGGAAACUCGUCCGGUUCCACGACGACCGCAUUCAAGACCAUCGAGUCAGUGAUAGUGACCGACAUCGACAGCACUGAGGACAAGUGCAUCGUGUUUUUUGACACUUACAACUGCCAGGGCCAUAGCCUGGUGCUCAACGCCUCCAAACACCCUUCAGCCAAUCUCGCCGAUUUCAAGUUCUCUAACUUGGCAGAGUCCUACAGACAAUGCACUGAUCGAGUGCUCUCUUGGCUCCGGGACAACAACGCCAACAACUAGGUAAACGAUAUAACGGCGAUGACAACUCUAACAAACGGCCGUCCAUGGCUUAUCAUCAGAUGUAUUAAAAAUUAAUCUAUUUAAUUUAUACAAUGAAAUAGUAAUUAUAAUAAAAAUCAUUAAUCUAAAAAUGUUCACUAUAUUAUAUUAUGAUGUGUAUUUUAUUUAAAUAUCAAUAUAAUGCUUAUACAAACGUAUAAUUAGACCAUUCAAGAUACCUGCGCAAUAGGUUGUAUUAUAGUAAUAUAAAUAUAUAAUGUUUAACUCACAAAUCAGUUCUUCUAUGGCCUUACAAACGAUUAAAUACGACGUAGUCAAUUUAAAAUUUAAGCAAUACUAAUAUGUUUCCGCAUAUGAAUGUUUCGGUGUGUCUUCCCAGGUAGCAACUUUUUGUUUAAAAAUAUUAUUUUAACGUUAUACUAAUAUUAUUCGCGAUUAUAAUAUUAUCAUUACAAAAUGCUACUAGGGAUCGCUAUUGUGUUCUCUUUAAAAUAAAAGUAUUAUGGCCAAUA